AUGUCUGCACAAGUUUCGUCCGUUUCCCCUUCGUUGGUCACCAACGUCGUCACAUUGCUUCGCCAGCGCCAAAAGGCCCUCAUCAAGCGCGGCAAGGCCAACCCCGCCAUGUCGAUGCUCGCCCUCACAGCGAUCCUCUACUUUUGGCUAGGUCGUAUGCGCUCCAAGAAGGCUCCCCCACGCGGCAUGGCCAUCCCCCAUCUCAAGUCCAGACUCUUUAUGCUCGAUGUCGGAUAUUCCUAUGUCAAGGCCAGAGCAGACGGAGAUGAGCUCAAGUGGGUCCAGGGACUCUCCAAGCAAGGAUUGACGCUGACGACAGAGUUCAUUGGUCACUGCCUCAUCCUUGCCUUCGAGCCCUCGUCUGUCCAGCAUAUCCUUGUCAAGAACUUUGAGAACUAUCCCAAGGGCCCUGCGUUCCACAAGGCUUUCUUCCCUUUCAUGGGCACAGGCAUCUUCAACGCCGACGGCGCCGCCUGGAAGAACCAGCGUGCCCUCGCCCGCCCCCAUUUCCAAGUCACAGAAUACAAGGGUGCAGCCCAUAUCGAGACCCAGAUCAACCAAGUCUUUGGCAUCCUCGACAAGUCCAUCGCCGCCGGCGAGGUCAUUGACGCACAAGAUCUCUGGUCCCGCUACACGAUCGAUACCGCGACUGGUUUCCUGUUCGGAGACUGCAUCAACGCCCUUGAUGUCCCUCAAUCGAAAUUCGUCUCAGCGUUCAACUACACACAAAAGGUCUGUGGGUGGAAGAUCCGUCUGUGCGAUUACCAGUCCUUGGUGCCCGCGAAGGAGUUCCCUCAGAAAGUCAAGGAUAUGGAUGAGGUGCUGAUGCCUAUUGUUGAUGCUGCGAUUGCCAAGGAAAUCAAGCGGCAUUCGGAGGCGAGGGAGGGAGAGGAGAAUGAGCACAAGAACGAUAACUUGCUAGUGCACUUUUUGAACUCUGUUGAUGAGCAUGGUCAGCCCUUUGAUCGUGUCUACCUCCGUGACAUGUUGAUGAACUUCUUGCUCGCUGGACGAGACACAUCGACCAACUUGCUGACUUUCAUGUGCUACAACUUGGGCAAGCACCCCGAAGUGAUGGACCGCGUCCGCCAAGAGAUCUUCUCCGUCGUCGGUAAGGACCGCAAGCCCGACCACGAGGACAUCAAGAAGCUCAAGUUCCUCAAGCAGGUCAUCAACGAGACCCUCCGUCUCUACCCCGCCGUCCCCUUCAACAUCAAGACCUGUCUCGAGGACGACGUCCUCCCCAACGGCUACUUCAUCCCCAAGGGCUCCCUCGUCGUCCACUCCUCUUACGUCACCCACCGCAUGAAGGAGUACUGGGGCGAGGAUGCUGAGGAGUUUGACCCCGACCGUUGGGGCCCCGAGCGUGUCAAGGUCGUCCGUCCCUUCAUGUUCUUCCCCUUCCAUGCUGGUCCUCGUAUCUGCUUGGGACAGAACUUUGCCUAUAACCAGGUCAUGAACACCAUGACCCGUCUAUUGCAGAAGUAUACCUGGACUGUUGUCGAGGGCUUUGAGCCCAAGCCCGAGUCCGAUAUUACUAUGUACUCUAGAAACGGCAUGCAGAUCAUCUUUGACAAGUACGAGGCCUAA
This is a messenger RNA of Linnemannia hyalina, 1590 nucleotides long. The record is from the annotation of a GenBank genome assembly. Lineage: Eukaryota; Fungi; Mortierellomycota; Mortierellomycetes; Mortierellales; Mortierellaceae.